UAAAUAAUUAACCUGCAUGAAUAUACCGUUGAGGGCGCUAUAGCUGCAGCUGAUGAACGAGCAAAAAUGACACAAACACUGUCCAGUAGGAAGAGAAAUCGAGACUUGGAGGAUUCGGAGCUGUUACCAUCUCCGAAGAGAACUGACUUCAACUUCAACAGUUCCCCUUUGCUGAAUGGUCAUUCAGAUGGGAAUGAAGAGCCUGUUGGCUCGAGUAGAUAUUCUGAGACUGAUGCUUGUUUCAACGGCCAGCCUACCCCGACACAUUCAAGACAUUGUCCUGUACAGCAAGCAACACCUUCCAUGUUACUACAACACACAAACAACCAUAGCCUACCCUUGAACCAUCCCCCAAAUUCCAAGAAUGAAACCUACCUAGACUCCUCCACCUGUACAGCGCUCAGCAAUCUCCACCUUAUACCCGGGGACCAUACUGAGGUGCCAUCAUGUAGUCAUGAAACACUAGCUUUGGAAAAUUCCAUCUAUAGGGACAUUAACAGGGUUCUACGAGAGGCACAUUUCUCCAGAUUAUCAAGGCUUAAUGGUGCAUUCAGAGAAUGAUGUGGAAUAACCACUACACUUCCAGAUGCAAUAUUGAGCCAUUUUAAACUAAGCUUUUGACUGACACAAAUUGUGGUAAAAGGUCACCAGCAUGUCCCUAAUAGUUACUGAAUUCCACUCAAACCUGUUCCACGUGCAGAUCAUCAAUUUUAAACUCCCCAUUUCAACAGAAAAAUAUGAAUUUUUUCUUAUUGAAUAAAGAAAUUCAAAUGCAGUUACAAAAAUAAAACAAAACCACCGAAAACAAGGAAACAAAGCACAAACAAAGCAAAAGGUUCUUGUGGCCAAUCUAUGUAGAGCAUUGUAUCUAUAAACUGGGCAUGGGCAGAAAGGGGAUUAUGUAUUAAAAACUUAUUCGUGUAGGAUUCAACAUCCUGUUGGUUUCAUUCCCAGUAUAAUCUUCAUUCUGGCUCAUACACGGAUGUGGAACUUGUUUUGGAACCUAAUUAAAGCUAGAAAGUUUUAACUGUUGUGGACAUGUUGGUUACAAGAGAGAAACUGACUAGCCCUGUAACUCUGUUACUGUGUUUUUAGUAUUGCAGGU
This is a messenger RNA of Acanthaster planci (crown-of-thorns starfish), 1105 nucleotides long. RefSeq lists its product as uncharacterized. NCBI's taxonomy places the organism in Eukaryota, Metazoa, Echinodermata, Asteroidea, Valvatida, Acanthasteridae. The record is from RefSeq and is a predicted model, not a curated record.